This is a messenger RNA of Silurus meridionalis, 2739 nucleotides long. RefSeq names its product solute carrier organic anion transporter family member 1C1-like. Gene Ontology annotation, cellular component: membrane. NCBI's taxonomy places the organism in Eukaryota, Metazoa, Chordata, Actinopteri, Siluriformes, Siluridae. The record is from RefSeq and is a predicted model, not a curated record. The transcript is spliced from 15 exons. Gene Ontology annotation, molecular function: protein binding. Gene Ontology annotation, biological process: sodium-independent organic anion transport; transmembrane transport. The coding region runs from base 322 to 2451 and encodes 709 amino acids.
UUAGUACCUUGCUACACUACCACUCAUUUUUGUUUGUCUCCUCCCUUCCAAAUGAUCAGAGUUGUGAUGAAGGUGUGACUAAGACUAAGAAUGCCUGGAGCUUAUACAUUAUUACUGAAAAAACUAAAAAGUUACUUGAUUCACCUUUUGUCAUACUUUGUAAGUACACCUGCAAUGCAGCCCAAUACAAUCUGUCUUUGUGGAGUUUUCCUGGAAUCUGCUUUGUGAGUUCAUUUAGUUAUUUUGAAGAUACUGAAUUCUAAAUUUUUCGAACAUUUUCUUCUGAUUAAACUGCAAUCACAAGAUAUCAUAAGUGUCAAAAUGAGUGAUGCCUCAGAAGGGGAUAACACAAGUCCACAGACAGUUUGUGUUUCUUUAAAAAAAACCUCCAGGAGCCAUUUCUGCUCUACACUUAAGAUGUUUAUUUUAUCCCUGGCUUUUACAUAUUUUACCAAGACUUUGUCAGGCACCUACAUGAAGAGUGCCAUUACUCAAAUAGAAAGAAGGUUUGACCUAUCCAGCACUCACAUGGGUAUCAUUGAUGGCAGUUUUGAGAUGGGCAAUCUGCUCUUUUUGGCUUUUGUAAGCUAUUAUGGGGCAAAACUGCACAGACCCAAGCUGAUAGGAUGUGGGUGUUUCCUGAUGAGUCUUGGAUGUGUCAUCACUGGGCUGCCUCAUUUCUUCAUGGGACGGUACAGGUAUGACACAAUCAUACCAGACUCUGUGAAUCAAACUGUCAAUGUUGUUGCCUGUCAAGAUCUAAGAAUGCAAAGCAAUUCCCCGAGCAUACGCCUAGAGCAUUCACAGGAUUUCAAAGCAGGCUAUCUGAAAGAACCUGGAUCUAACAUGUGGGUUUUCUUAUUCCUGGGAAAUGCCCUUCGAGGAAUUGGAGAAACACCGCUCAUGCCACUGGGGAUCACAUAUAUUGAUGACUUUGCACGAGCAGAGAACUCUGCAUUUUACAUAGCAUGCCUCCAAGCCAUAGCACUGAUGGGUCCCGUGUUUGGCUACUUGCUGGGCUCCUUUUGUGCCCGAAUGUAUGUUGAUGUUGGAUUUGUUGACACUGCAACAGUGACUAUCACUUCAAAAGAUGCCCGGUGGGUGGGUGCCUGGUGGCUUGGUUUCUUAGUGUCUUCUGUCCUCAUGCUCCUGGCUGGCAUUCCGUUCUGUUUUUUUCCUCGCUCUUUACGAACAGAACACCACAGAGACCAGAAGCCGACUGCGUGCUCCUCUGCUCUUUUUAUGAAUACGGCUGAAACAGCAAAAGGCAACUGGCUUGUUAUCUUUGUCCCAGACCAUUUAUUCGGUUUCUUCUCCUCACUGAAGAAGCUUCUGAGCUCCCCUGUCUAUAUUCUUAUUCUCUGUGAACAAGUCUUGAUUUUUAGUUCUUUAAUUGGCUACUUUACCUUCAAGGCCAAAUACAUGGAGCAACAUUUUGGUGUGUCCUCCUCAAAAGCAAACCUCCUCAUUGGUUUAUUGAACCUCCCUAUAUCAUCUUUGGGGACAUUGUUGGGUGGAUUGUUGAUGAAGAAAUACAAGUUGGGUCUGCUAUCAACAGCCUGGGUUUCAUUCCUCACCACUGUUGUGGCCUUACUUCUACUGUUUCUACAGUUUAUGAAUAAGUGUGACAACAUACGCCUGGCCGGUCUUACCAUCUCUUAUAAUGGCACACCAGAGAUUUUUUAUGACGAACAAACACUGUUCUCACAGUGUAACCAGAACUGUUCAUGCUCUGUAGCAACUUGGGAUCCAGUGUGUUUUGAUGAUGGCAUUACAUACAUGUCUCCCUGUCUGGCAGGAUGUACAAGCUUCACAGGACAAGGAAAAAAUAAGAUCUUCCACAACUGCAGUUGUGUGUUGGCCCUGUCACCAGUAGAGGGCAACACAUCAGUGUCUCUUGGGCAGUGUCCUCACACACCAGAUUGCGGUCGCAGUUUGACCUCAUUUAUGGUCAUAUUUGGUGUCAGCUCUUUUGUUAAAGCCCUGGGAAUAACACCUUUGAUCAUGCUCAUGAUAAGGAGCAUCUAUCCAGAGCUGAAGUCACUGGCAAUUGGCAUUCACGCUCUAGCAAUAAGAGCUUUGGCUGGUAUUCCAUCUCCAGUGUAUUAUGGAUCUGUGAUUGACUCUACCUGUUUGAAAUGGAGUAUGAAUAGUUGGGGAAACAGAGGGACUUGCCGCUUCUAUGAAACAAGCAUGUACAGAAUUGUCUUCUUGAGCCUGAUGACAGGUUUAUAUGGCUUCACUAUGUUGUUUGACCUUGCCAUCCUUGUGCUGUUAAGAAAUCAAUCCAAUCAUGAACCAACGGUAGCAGCACAAGACCUGAGGCAGACAAACCAGGAUGAAGUUGAGCUACGGAACCUAAAUGAACAUAGUAUGGAAUGUUCAACAUUCAACACGCCAGAGCCGCAAGCAGCUUUAGUAAAAACAGAAAAGAUGUGUAAUGAUGAUUAGAUGGUGGUUGCAUGAAAGAAACAUGAUUCAGGAUACAGAACACAGUUAAAAAAAAUUUGUAUAUUGCAAUAAAAUAUUUUGCAAUGUUAUUAUUUUUUUAAUUCAGAAAAGAUGUCUGUAAUUUUAACUGCUUUAACGGUUUUACAGUUUUUAUUUAUUUUUUUUAUUUUUUAUCUAAUCACAAAAGUGAAGCACACUUCAGCUACAGCUCAAUUAUAUUCCAGCAUCUCUUUUGCUGCACCAAGCUAAAUUACUUUUCUAAUUUAAUAAAAUGAUCUGGUGUCAAUA